GAGGCCCGGAGCGGCGGGCGAAGAUGCCUCGGGACAACAUGGCCUCUCUGAUCCAGCGGAUCGCCCGGCAGGCGCGGCUCACCUUCCGGGGCGGGGGCUCGGCGGCCAAGGGCUUCCCGGAGAACCUGAACCAGCUGAAGCACCUCCUGAACCAGGUCCGCCCCGAGGACCUGAACAUCGCCCCGCGCAAGGCCCUGCCGCCGCCGCCCCAGCCCCAGCCCCACCUCCCGCCCGUCACCUACAUGCACAUCUGCGAGACGGACGGCUUCAGCCUGGGCGUCUUCCUGCUGAAGAGCGGCACGUCCAUCCCCCUGCACGACCACCCGGGCAUGCACGGCAUGCUCAAGGUGCUCUACGGGAAGGUGCGCAUCAGCUGCCUGGACAAGCUGGACGCCGGCGGGGAGGCGCCCGGGCCGGGGCCGCCGCCGCCGCCGCCGCCCCCGGCGGGCUCCCCGCGGGACGCGCUGCGCCGGGCCGUGCUGCGCUCCCGGGCCGAGUACACCGAGGCCAGCGGCCCCUGCGUGCUGUCGCCCCACCGGGACAACCUGCACCAGAUCGACGCGGUGGACGGGCCCGCCGCCUUCCUGGACAUCCUGGCCCCGCCGUACGACCCGGACGACGGCCGGGACUGUCACUAUUACCGGCUGCUGGAGGCCGCCGGCGACAAGGAGGCCGGGGCCGCCAACGCCAACAACACCGCCGUGCCCCGGGAGGUGUGGCUGCUGGAGACCCCGCAGGCCGCCGACUUCUGGUGCGAGGGGGAGCCCUACCCCGGGCCCAGAGUCUCCCCGUGAAACCCACCCUCCUCCUCCUCCUCCUCCUUCCCAUCCCCGCUCCCAGCUGGGAUCCGGGGGAGGGACCCAGCACCGGGAGGAGGAGGAAGGAAGGGGGGAGUGGCCACCCUUCUUCCAUCCCAGAGCCGUAGUGACGACUAUUCGCCCCCUCCCUCGUUUCUCCCCCGACCUCCACCCCGUCUGGAGUGGAAACUACACCACAGUACCGGCCCUGUUCAGUCGCCACCCCCGUUUCCCUUCGCGCAACCACCAUCGCCACCCCCCGUCUUGGUUAGUGUUAAUUUAUUGGCAGAAUGUUUGCAUGCCCCCCCUCUUCUCUAAGCAAAUCGGGGCCACGCCGUAGGGCCCAACGGCGCGAACAACGCUUGUGCUUAACGGAAAGUUGGGCCCAAAGGCGAACGGACACCCGUGGAGAGGGGCGGAUAAAGCGGCAUCUUCAGCAGGCCCCCGGCGGACAGGAUUUCCCUGAGGAUUUGGCGGGAUUCCAACCGGCCACAUGCGCUGACUUUUUUAUUUUUCCUUUUACCCUGCCGCCGGCCAGAGAGAGCGGCACGAGUGAGCAGGAGCGAUGGGAGAUGCUACCUGCUGCCUUUAUGUCUUUGUUCUCCUGCCGACCGAACGGGGCUACCGAUUCGAAGCGGCCCAUCCUCCCCUGUCUCUCUAGUUUCCUCCCUUUUUGAAAAAUAUUUUGGAAAAGAAAUAGGUCGGUGUUUCUGCAUUUGUUUUCCUCACCUGGCGUGGAAGAGCUAGCGGCGUUAUUUGUGCUUCCGGGCAGUUGAAUGUAAAACCGACCCACCCUGCUGGUUAACUUCCUAGCCCCACUUAUUUCAGAAGUUUUUUCUGCCAAAGGUGAGGAGACAAAUAGCUUAGACGAUGUUUCUUCUCCCCCUCCCUACCCCAAGUGUUGUAAUGAAGUAAGUUAAUGGCCCAUGGGCUGGUCUUUCUAGCUGUUUUGCUGCUGAUUGUAUCAUCACAGAAACCUCAGAACUAAAAAGGCGGAGAAAGGGGGAGUGCCCAGUUCCUUUGUCCUGGGUGACUGUCCUUUUUCCUCGAGGGAAUCCUACAAAUAGAGAGGCUGAGAGAACUGAGAAGAGACGACACUAUAAGCCACUUAGGGCACUAACAGUCUUGGACCGACCAGCCUUUUCAGAAAUAGCAGAAACACUGGCUUGCAUUCGUUUGUUUUAAAAUGGGGUUUUAAAAUAGAGGUUCCUUCACUUUGGAAAGCGGGGGGUUGGGGGGGGUGUGAAGACAUGAGACCGUUUUACUUCAGGCUGAUGGAAAACUAAUGUGUCCCUCUUUAUACUAUUUAUAAGAUUCCCUUUUCAUAAGACUUUUCAUAAAAAUGAGCUGUAGAAAUAAAUGCAUUAAAACCUGCACAGCUGUUGAGUGAGCAGUCCCGGUUGACAGGCCCACGUGGUGAUUUGAGUUGCUGCCCGUCUAAUAAGGGGGAAGUACUCUUCUGUUGGAAGGUUUUUUUGUAACCUUCAGGGAAAAUAUGUGCCUACACAUUCUAUGCACUCUUGGUACCAGAGGGCCAGGUUUAGGAAGCCUUGGUGUGUCCCCUCCUCCCCCCACCCCUCCGAUUUGGAAACAGUAGCUUGAGUGAGCAAAUUCUGAGGAGUGAUUAAAAAAACACCACCUGCUGAACAAGUGGCUCACCAGCCUGUCAUGGUACUCAUGGACACAUGCCCGUGUGUCUUCACAUCCGUGCUUAUUAAAACAUUUCAUAUUCCGUGAGGGCUCCUCGUAUCUUUAUACUGUAGUAUUAAAACAACUCUGAAAGUAGUGUUAAUACAGCUCACAGAGAUUGAAUGUUAAGUCUAUUAAGUAUGGUAAAUAUGCAAUUCAUAAUUUACUAUUAAAGUGGUAAUGUAAAUGAAUCGUGUACAUUCAUUUGGUAUUUGUUUCAGUAGUACAGCAACUGGCCCUGGUAUGGUUCUCAAAAGCAUGCCAUCGUUCCUGGGAGUCGAUGCUGAGUAGUAAUCAAAACACAUACAGAACGCUAUCUGUUGUGUUUAUAUAGAAGUCAGCUAGCAUUUGUAUAAAGCUUUGCUGUAAUAUCACUUUGGUUCUUUAGGUUUGCCUACACCUACUCAUUCUUUAGUAGGACUAAUUGAAGGUCCUAUCGGGACGUGGGGAAGGAAAUGCCCCAGAAAGAGGUGGGUAUAGGAAGCCAGUAUCAAUCAACGAACGAAUGGUAUUGAGCGCUUACUGUGUGCAGAGCGCUGUAAUAAGUGCUCGGGAGAGCACUAUGUAAUGUAAUAUCCCUGCCCAUGAUGAGUUUACAGUCGAGAGGACUAGCUCACAGUGGGGAGGGAAGACGGCCGGAGCCAGACACACUCCUCCUUUCCCUGGAAUUGCCUCUUCCCUGGUCAUUGUGUGGCCCUGAUGUUGAUUGGCCAGAAAAUCCUGACAUGCACAGAACCUUCUGAUGAUCGACUAAUCUGUCACCUUUUUGCAGGAAUAUAAUAAAGAGCGCAAUUUCUACGAGUUUUGAAAAAAAACAUAAUGCCUUUCAAAAAUACGAGAUGGAUGUGGCCAUACCUAUCCUGCUUUCCUUAAAAAAAAGUAACAGUUUUAGAAAGUUGAUAACUUCUUUUGAUGCACUGCUCAGAACUCUAAGGGAAGUUGGCAUGUUGAAAUAAAAACAGGAAUCAGGUAAACUAAAGAAAACCUUUCUAACUGAUGAAGCAGAGUGCAAGAAAUGUGUAAAUUAUAGCAUUUACAGUAAAUAAGCACCUUUGUGUGCUUAUUGGGUGGUCAAAACUGACUUUGAAGGCUACUAGUGUUUGUGUUCCUGUGUUCAGUUCCCACUUCAAUAUAGGUCUGUGUUUUCAUAACAAAACCACUGUUAAUGUUGGACUUUGGAAUACAUACAGGAUAUCGUGCCCUAGGAUUAUGAUUAUUUUCCCUCAAGUAAACACUUAUGAGCACAAUAGGUUGAGAUGAAUCAUUAAAGACUUUCUGUGGUGUGGCAGGAAUACAGUAAUUGCUUUUUAUGGCGGAGAAGUAUAUAUUUAUAAAUGUCAGACCUUCCCUUUUUUUUAUAUAGUAUCCAAGCUCUUUGAAUGAACAUCUUUUGCAUGGAUGUUACUAUCAGUGGAGGUGGGCAGUGGCAUAUACCUGCAGUUGUAUGAGAAUAACUUUUAUUAUAAAUAAUAACGCAUGGUUUGCAUGAGGUACUGUCUUAUUAACAAAUUGUUUUCCCAAGUGAAUCUUCAGGGGUUCUGUUGGCUGUCUUUUCAGAGCCCACAUUUUGUAACUUACGUUACCUUGAGCCUCUUCCCCCUUUCUUUCUUUCCUCCCCAGGUGACUAAAAGCCUCUGUCUUGCUUUUGGCCCCUUUGGAGGAAUCCUGUCAUUUUGACUCAUUCAAAACUUUUUCUGGAUGUUUGCACUCGACCCACUGCCAGGGCAGAAGCCGUGUAAGUUGCAAUACUGUAGCCUAAGCUGCUCAACAGCAGCCUUCCCAGGGAUCUGCUACUCCACGUCAGCAAAUAUGUAUGAGGUGGAACUUUGCACCAUUUAAAGAAGUGGAUCACUGACUUCUAGUGUAAUGAAACGAAAGUGAUCGUACACAAGGAAGCUGGUUUUCCUGUACAGUGAAUUCCACAGUGGUGGGACUUCUGAGGGCAGACUACUGUUUGAGUUCUCAGGAUGAAAUCUGUCAUUAAACAUUCAAUAUGUCUUGGAAAUAAAACUUAAGUAUUUGGAA
Tachyglossus aculeatus (Australian echidna) is the source of this 4511-nucleotide messenger RNA. RefSeq names its product 2-aminoethanethiol dioxygenase (gene ADO). Gene Ontology annotation, molecular function: oxidoreductase activity, acting on single donors with incorporation of molecular oxygen, incorporation of two atoms of oxygen. Bases 24 to 794 code for a protein of 256 amino acids. The transcript has a single exon. NCBI's taxonomy places the organism in Eukaryota, Metazoa, Chordata, Mammalia, Monotremata, Tachyglossidae. The record is from RefSeq and is a predicted model, not a curated record. Gene Ontology annotation, cellular component: mitochondrion.